Monosiga brevicollis MX1 is the source of this 600-nucleotide messenger RNA. RefSeq lists its product as uncharacterized. The transcript has 4 exons. The record is from RefSeq and is a predicted model, not a curated record. Gene Ontology annotation, biological process: nucleoside triphosphate catabolic process. Gene Ontology annotation, molecular function: nucleoside triphosphate diphosphatase activity. Lineage: Eukaryota; Choanoflagellata; Craspedida; Salpingoecidae. Bases 1 to 600 code for a protein of 199 amino acids. Gene Ontology annotation, cellular component: cytoplasm.
AUGGCCAAGACCACGGCUGCCAUCACCUUUGUGACGGGGAAUGCCAAGAAGCUGCAGGAGGUGCAACAGAUUUUGGGGCAGGGCUUCCCCUUUGAGUUGACCAAUCGCAAGAUUGACUUGCCCGAGUUGCAGGGCGAGCCGGAGGAUAUUUCCCGCGAAAAGUGCCGCUUGGCUGCCGCCGAGGUGAAGGGUCCCGUGAUGGUGGAGGACACCUCGCUCUGCUUCAACGCCCUUCACGGUUUGCCCGGCCCUUACAUCAAGUGGUUUCUCGACAAGACGGGGCAUGUCGGGCUGAACAACCUGCUGGCUGCCUACCCUGACAAAUCGGCUUAUGCCCAAUGCAUCUUUGCUUUCACCACCGGACCUGGUGCUGAGAUUCAGACCUUUGUCGGCCGCACUGAGGGCAAGAUUGUGCCGGCACGGGGCCCCACCGACUUUGGAUGGGAUCCCGUCUUCCAGCCCGACGGGUUUGAAGAAACCUACGCAGAGAUGGACAAGACCAUCAAGAACAGCAUCUCCCACCGUGGUCGCAGCUUGAGUGCUUUGUGCGCGUACUUUGACACUCACAAGGCCGAGCUCGAGAAGCAACUGGCAGCUUAG